Messenger RNA from Capsicum annuum, 1376 nucleotides. RefSeq names its product kinesin-related protein 12. NCBI's taxonomy places the organism in Eukaryota, Viridiplantae, Streptophyta, Magnoliopsida, Solanales, Solanaceae. The transcript is spliced from 3 exons. The record is from RefSeq and is a predicted model, not a curated record. Bases 259 to 1155 code for a protein of 298 amino acids.
GAACCACAAUUUCUCUACAUUCUUCUCCGCCUCUCGCAGCCGUAACCCUAUCAAAUUUCUAGGGUUUAGAGAAAUUGCUAUUAGCAAUUAAUUCAAAAAAUUUUGUCUGUAUCGCGCCAAAUCUAUCUGAAAUCUGACCAAUAGGGUUGUAAUUUUUUGGGAUUUUGUGUAUUUUUUUUUGUAAAGAGAGGGGAAAGGGGAAGUUUCAGAUCUGAAAAGUCGAAAUCGAAAAGGGGCUUUUUCGGUUGUGUAUUGAGGAUGUCUCGGUGCUUCCCAUACCCACCACCUGGCUAUUCGAUGAAUAGAGCCAGCAAUGAAGCCUUGAUCGAAUCGAUUAAGCUCCAAAAGGAGAGAGAGAUAGCUAAAGCAGAAAAGAAGGAAAGGAAAAGGGAAAAGAAGGAAAAGAGAAAGGAAGAGAAGAAGGCAAAAAAGGAGAAGAGUAGUCUUGGAUUGGACAAGGCCACUCAUGAGUCCAAAGGGAAGUACUUGUUUAAAAGUCUAGAAGAUGAAGCUGAGCUGUUAGAGAGGAGCAAUCUCACUGAGGAACAUGGGAAAGCCGUAUGUUCACAGAAUUCCAGCUGCUCAUCUGACAGCACCCAGAAUAGCAAUAAAAGGAAGAGGCCUGCCUCACCUUCACAUACUGGCAUACAGGCGCAUGGUAGCAUUAUCAGGAUUAGAUUGUCUAAAAAGGCUGUGCAAGCUGAGACAUCAGCUUCCAAAGAGAAGCACUUGUUAAAACCUGCUCAACAAGAAGCAGAAGUAACUCUGAGGAUAACAGCCGACAGAGCAGCCAAUCCUUUGUUGAAACCUGCAUCAGUUUCAGAGCCAAGUACAUCCGCUCAUGGAUGGGUCGAUCGUGUGGCUGUUGACAAUGCAACUCCAUCAUGCUCCAAAGUGCAGGAGAACAGCAUAGAGUUUCAGUACAAGAAUUUGAUUGAGAACUGGCUUCCACCAAGUCUGCAAAGUGAUAAUCUCGACUUAGAUGAUGAUGAUCAAUCAUGGCUAUUCCAAAGAAAACCUAAGCAAACGCGAGUGGAGGAAAAAAGUGUAGGCAGCAAUGACACAACUUGUGGAAGCUGCACUUCAUUGUGGCCGCGGGCACAGUACCUUCAAGAUGUUGAUUUGUAUGCAUUGCCCUACACAGUCCCGUUUUGAAUCACAUUACAUUUGUGUGUAUAGUACAGGUGUUAGCUGGAUAUACUGCCCAGGGAGUUUUGUAGCUUUUCUCUGGAAACUGAUGUAGUUUAACCUGGAGUUUAGUUACAAUGUCGAAAAUAUUCUUUUUAUUUUUUCAGCUGCCAGUUACAUCUCCUUAAACAUCCCUUGUUCUACUCCAGUCAGUAGAUCAAUUUAGUAAUGGAUUUUCUCUUCUCAAA